AUGAUUCAAAGCAGAAUGACUGAAUUCCACGAAUACGUUGGUUUAUCAGGGCAAAAGAGUAUGGUUGAACACGAACCAAGAUUCUACGAGGAAUUGUACGACAAAAUUGAGAGACUGGAGCUGUUGGUUGAAGACAGCAGCUCGUACAGGAACUUCCUUGUUUUGGAUGAGAAACUGGUUGAGAUGCAGAAGGAGGUGCAGUCUCUGGACACCAUUGAAAUUGAGGGGUUUGAGGAAGAGUACGAGGGAAUCAAGUACAUUUUGAAGCACAAGGUGUACGGAAUAAAGCAGAUGAUAAACAGGAAGAAGAUUGGGGAGAGAGACGAGGUAGCAGGAGAGAGACACGAGGAGUAUGGGAUUGAGAAUGAGACAAAUGUGGAAGGGGAGAUGAAGAAGCAUUUUACGCAGGAGGAGUUGGAACAGGUUGAAAUGGAAAACAGGCAAAUUGUAGAGGGAAAGGAGUAUGAGACAACCAGAAAGAGAAUAAAGCAGAUAAAUGAGGUACAGAAGGCAAUAAAUGAGCAGCUGAUUGUGCAGAAUGAGCGCAUUGAUGACGUGUGUGAGACAACGAAGGAAACAAAGAAGACGUACUUGGAUUUGAACCGAAUACAGUUUGAUGGAGCAGGAAGCAUCUUCAAGAGGUUUCUGGCCAAAUUCAUCCUACUUGUGGCACUCUUCCUCUUGUUCAAGCACUACCUGAAUCGAUAA
Enterospora canceri is the source of this 708-nucleotide messenger RNA. The record is from the annotation of a GenBank genome assembly. Lineage: Eukaryota; Fungi; Microsporidia; Enterocytozoonidae.